ACAAUCGGACACGCUUCAGUGCAGCGUCAGCAGGCAGACAAAGAGGUCGGGCGUUGAUCUCUGCUCGACACUCGCUUGCUGUUCGCUCGAAAACCAUGUCGACGCGAUUCGCGUCGUUUCCCAUUUCGCCGGUGAGCGAACCGGACGAAGCAUCACCGCCGCGCAGAAAAAGACAACGUCUGACGCACAUGUCCGACGACGAGAAACAGCUGAGAAGGAAGCUAAAAAACAGGGAAGCAGCGCAGAGCGCAAGAGACCGGAAGAAGGCGCGCAUGGAUGAACUAGAGAAAGUGGUGAAAGAACUACAACAGCAGAACGAAGCUCUGACACAAGAGAACCACGCCCUAAAGGCGAGACUUCAACAGAGCAACACGGAGAACUCGCAGCUUCGCGGGCAGUUGUCCAUUGCGACUCCGCCCAGCAGUCCGGUAGAUCGGAAGGACGUUAUUCUGAGUCAGGAAUUAGCCGACCCCAUGACCGAGUCAACAGAGUCCGCAGCACUCAGCCUUUCUCUGCAGCAGAAAGCGUUGGCUCAGUCCGUGGACGGCAACCUCUUGAACAGAUUUGUCUCCACGCUGGUGACGGUCACGCUGAUAUACUCAGCCUCUUUGAUCAACUGUCAGACAUCGAUGCCGGUGUUGAUGUUGCCCUCCUGCAUCUUCCAGAAAACUCCAGAACAGUUGGAGCAGACAGAGGAGCAGAAACGGGAUCGGACAACGAAGACAGUGAAUCCCCUGAGAGUGGUGUGGAUUCCGAAUGGUUGACAGAAACAUCGUUUCUGGAUUUGUCUACAUUUGAUGAUCAGGUUGAUGACUUUUCUGUCGAAGAUCUGUUUCCAGAUCUUUCGGGUUUAUAGAGUAUCCGUAUCUGUGAGGAGCUAGAAAACAUUGUAAAUUUUGGUAGUGUGACUGACUUUCCUUUAGUGUUCAUGGAAAACGAUUAGAGCUGGGGUAUCAUCUACUUUAUAGAUAUCAAUGACUCAUCUACUUUA
Molecule: messenger RNA, 991 nt
Organism: Corticium candelabrum
Lineage: Eukaryota; Metazoa; Porifera; Homoscleromorpha; Homosclerophorida; Plakinidae
Product: X-box-binding protein 1-like
Exons: 3
Coding region: 96-764 (222 amino acids)
Biological process (GO): regulation of DNA-templated transcription
Cellular component (GO): nucleus
Molecular function (GO): DNA-binding transcription factor activity, RNA polymerase II-specific; RNA polymerase II transcription regulatory region sequence-specific DNA binding
Source: RefSeq, a predicted model, not a curated record